AUGGUGGUUACAAGACUGUCGGCCGAGACCACCCAGAUGGACAUCCGAUCGUUGAUUCCUCUGGGCAACUUGAGGAGUGGAAUCGACACGGCUUUCGUUGUCGGCAAUUCCGUCAAUCCUGGCGUCUGGAUCAAGGCGGCUCGACUGAACAACUCUUGCGCGGGAAACUGCCAUCGCUCGUUCAUCGGCGACAUGCUCAUCCUGCGCGUCAGCAAGGACUUGAAUCCCGGUACAGAGUUUCUCUUCCCCUACUGCCAGACGCGGGAGCUGCACUCGCACGAGUACGUCCAGCGCGACUUCAACUCCUGGGGCUUCACAUGCGACUGCACACUCUGCGCACAGCGACGCGUCACGUCCGACAGACAGAUGAAAGAGCGAUAG
Cordyceps fumosorosea ARSEF 2679 is the source of this 381-nucleotide messenger RNA. Its product is annotated as TPR domain protein. The transcript is spliced from 2 exons. Bases 1 to 381 code for a protein of 126 amino acids. Lineage: Eukaryota; Fungi; Ascomycota; Sordariomycetes; Hypocreales; Cordycipitaceae. The record is from RefSeq and is a predicted model, not a curated record.